Molecule: messenger RNA, 3279 nt
Organism: Dendrobium catenatum
Lineage: Eukaryota; Viridiplantae; Streptophyta; Magnoliopsida; Asparagales; Orchidaceae
Product: RHOMBOID-like protein 5
Exons: 5
Coding region: 2003-2926 (307 amino acids)
Biological process (GO): proteolysis
Cellular component (GO): membrane
Molecular function (GO): serine-type endopeptidase activity
Source: RefSeq, a predicted model, not a curated record
UAACUGGUUUCAAACUUUUAAAUCCAAGAAGUAACUUUUAAAAGUACCAAUUCACCCCCCUAUUGGUUAGCCUUGGGAUAUUAGCUUAGGUUUAAUAACCUAAUCGAGAUUCAAUAAGAAUCAACAUUCAUUAGGCAAAAUUUUAGUCAAUUUUGGAUAUUAUCGAUGUUCUGAGCGCGAAGGCAUAGUCCAUUUCAUGAUUGAACGUCAUUUGGACAACAUCGUGCGUUAAUUUCCUCGAUUCGUGUGUCAUUGCCUCAAGACCCUCGUCGAUCUCCUCGUGCGACUUCAAUUGAACAAAUUAACAGUCAUUUUUUUGGUAUUGAUGAUGCUCCGAACACAAUGACAAAAGUAUGUUUCACGAUUGGAUGUCAUUUGAGCAACAUGGCGCGUCAAUUUUGGGUGUUAGUCUCCCCUUUUGACCAAUCUUAUUCGAUUUGCCUGCAAGAGGUUCCCUCUUAAGCAAAUUUGAUGCUUUGACUGCAAUGGCUAGGUUGAUUUGACAAUUGAAGGUCGUUUAACCCUUCAAGUGGCGCAUCAUACUAACACAUUGAUUAACGUGUUUUGAUGUGUAGGGGUCAAUAAAGUGAUUGAGUGUUGUUCAUGAUUUUAGUGUUGAUUGAUUGUUUGUUUGAACUUUAGGUUGAUUAAUUGUUGAUGAUUGAAUGAUUGUUUUGAGAUAAUUAAAUGGUUGAUUGGAGAUGAUUAAAGUGUUGAUUGAAAACUGGAUGAGUGACAACUGGGUAAUUAUCAACCAUCAGAUUGACAAUCAAGAGUUUGGAUAAAUUAGGUUGAUGACCUCAUACAAAAAUGAGGUCAAGAUUUAGAAAGUGGAAAAAGAUCCAAAAUAUUCAUCUUCGCGUUUUAUUUAUAGGAAUAUCAGGGCUAUAGAAAAAACUACAUAAAAAAGAGUUAAAAGUAUAAUAAUAAAUAACGCAUGGUACAAAUUGUCAUGUGCAUGUAUCAUGCUUUAGCUGACUUGGUGAAUUGUUGAAUCUUUUAUUUUAAUUCCUUUGUUUUGGGGUAAUUUCCCUUGUGUUAAGUGCCUACAGGCGGCUAGACAUGAGAGAAUCUACUAUGAGGGCCAAGGUGAGAAGAUUGUGGCUAAUGAGUCCUCUAAAGUCAUUAGCGACUUUUUGAUGGAGUCCCUGAAUUGCUUCGACAUUGGAGGCAAGUCCAUUCAAGUAGCAAGCAUAGUGGACUUCAUGAUCGACUGAGUGUGGUGAUGUGAGCUUGAAAUAUUCUUAGUAAUGCCCUUCCCUCUAAUUUGGAUGAGUGAUUGUCAUUGAUGGUUCUCCACCCUAGGUGGCAGUUGAGUAGCUUCAUAUAGUUACUAUCAAUAACUUAAAUUACGACUCUACUUGAAUUAUAUUUUAUCUAGAGUUGAUUGACCAACUCAUUUGUCUCAAUUCAAUUUAAAUAUGAGUUAAUUUUAAUUUGACGUUUGAUUGAAUGUUGACUUCAAUGCUCCUAAUUUGUAUUGGGCGGCGCUUUUAUCCAUGCCAAUUUAGUUAAACCCUUCAAAGUUCAUCAUGAAUUUGCAUUAGCCCGAGUUUAGGAUGAAUUUUAGUUAAAAUAUAAUAUGUUUCUUCAAGUAAAACUAAUAUAGAAUAAUAGAAAUUCUCUCGAUUGAAGGAGUUGGAAUAAUUUAUUUAAAUUUUUUUUUUUUGGAAUAUUUGGGGAAUUUCUUUAAAAUUACUUUUACAUUGAUUUUUUUAAACUCACUCCUUAGCUCAUCCUACCGAACCGGGUGACCUAAAGCCGACCUGACGGGAUUGGACACCCGGUUCAGCUGAAGCACUUCGGUAUAAAUAUUGAAACCGCCUGCGCGGGUGGCGAGCUCAGCUAACGCGUCUCCCUCUCAAAAUCAUCAAUUCCAACCCCAAUCCCCUGCCUCCUUCCACGGUUCCGCCGCCUCUUCCUCUCCACCUCUCGAUAUCCGAUCACAUUCGACUGUGCCCAAGAAGACAAUAAAACUCACGGAGAGGCAAAGAAUCACAAUAUGGCAAUGCGAGGCGACGGCUCGACGGCCGUUGUCAUGGACACGAAGACAAUCUGGAUACCCAACCAGGAUCUUCCGCUGCCGCCGCCACCACCACCGCCGCCGCAUAAGCCAUGGAUCGCGUGGCUCGUCCCCUCUGUCGCCAUAGUCAACAUUGUUUUCUUCGCCUACACUAUGUACGCCAACGACUGCCCCGCCCGUCACCCUCCCGGCGACGUCUGCAUCCUGUUCCGCUACUUCGGCCGCUUCUCGUUCGAGCCUCUUUCCAUCAACCCUCUCAUUGGCCCUGACCUUCGAACACUUGAUACGUUGGGGGCUCUUGAUUACAAGAAAAUUGUAAGCGGAGAACCUUGGCGCCUCAUCAGCUGCAUAUGGUUGCAUGCUGGAAUUAUCCACUUGCUUGUUAACAUGCUCAGCCUUUUGUUCAUAGGAAUUCGUCUAGAACAAGAAUUUGGUUUUGUGAAAGUUGGAACUUUGUAUAUCAUAUCCGGCAUUGGUGGGAGUUUGAUGUCUUCUCUAUCUAUUCAAAGUAAAAUCUCAGUUGGAGCAUCAGGUGCGCUUUUUGGAUUGUUAGGAGCUAUGCUUUCCGAGCUCAUAAUAAAUUGGACGUUAUAUGCUAACAAGUGUGCAGCCCUUUUGACCCUGUUAGUCGUGAUUGCUCUUAACAUGGCUGUUGGAAUGGUACCACAUGUAGAUAGUUCUGCACAUAUUGGAGGAUUUAUAUCUGGUUUUCUUCUUGGAUUUGUUCUUCUCAUACGUCCUCAAUUUGGAUGGGUCAACCAGAAGCAUUUUCCUCCUGGAUAUGAUAUAAACACUAAUAAACAAAAGCACAAAGUAUAUCAAUAUGUUUUGUGGAUUCUAGCUUUUGUCAUGCUGGUCAUUUGGUUCAUGAAUAACUCUAUUCAGCUGUUUGUCCAUCAUUAACGAAGUCAAAUAUUAUGAUCCAGUACAGAUUUUACUACAUAUUCAAGAAGAAUAUGAUCCUAUAAGCGACAAUUUUCUUCGUCAAAUUUUUGACAUUUUCAUAACCUUUUGUUUCAUGGAGAUUGUUGUAGCUUAUUUUGUAUGUAGAAUGAAAAGGAAUUUGAGAUGUGGCACUGUUACUAAUUGAUUGCCUUUCGGCACUUAUGAAGUAUUUUAGCUUCAUAUGUUAAUUGUUUUGAAUGUCUGAGUACAAUUAAUUGGGUGGGGCUAACCGAAAUGUAAUAUGGUUGAACCAAAAAGAGGCGUGUAGAUAAGAAUAUAAGAUAAUUUGUGACAUUUGUCCUUUUUGUUAU